Messenger RNA from Elgaria multicarinata webbii, 1731 nucleotides. It is a transcript of the gene ZNF385C, whose product is annotated as zinc finger protein 385C. NCBI's taxonomy places the organism in Eukaryota, Metazoa, Chordata, Lepidosauria, Squamata, Anguidae. The transcript has 9 exons. The record is from RefSeq and is a predicted model, not a curated record. Bases 53 to 1594 code for a protein of 513 amino acids. Gene Ontology annotation, molecular function: zinc ion binding; nucleic acid binding. Gene Ontology annotation, cellular component: nucleus.
GGGACGAGGCGAUGUUGCGAGCGAUGCUGAGCUGAGCAGCAGCUGGCCGGGGAUGAAGCGCCCCCUGAGCCCGUCCCACUCCCCUCGGAGAGGAAUCUGUGGGAACCUCACCGAGAGUACGACUAUAGGAUGUCCACCAGAGCAGCGCUCCAAGAGGGAGAAGAAGCGCCCAUCAUUCACACUCUGUGAGGUGUGCAAUAUCCAGCUCAAUUCAGCUGUACAAGCCCAGAUCCACUAUAAUGGAAAGACCCACCAGAAGCACCUCAGGCAGCUCAACAAAGGCAAGGUCCUGCCAAAUCAAGGUCCAGCCAGCCACAAUAGCCCCCUCUUAUCAUCACUUCCCAUUCCAGGACGGUCUCUACAUCCACCACUGGACAUCAAGCAUUUUCUGACCUUCCGCCUCAAUGGGACGCCCCCGCUCAACCUCUUUCCCAACUUCAACAUGAUGGAUCCUGUACAGAAAGCAGUUAUCAACCACACCUUUGGCUUACCCAAUCCACUCAAGAAGAAACAGUUCAUCUCUUGUAAUAUUUGCCACCUAAGAUUCAACUCUGCGAAUCAAGCAGAGGCACAUUACAGAGGCCACAAGCAUGCCCGGAGACUCAAAGCAAUUGAAACAGUGAAAAAUAAUCACAAGAUGGCUGACCGUAGCAGCAGCAGCCGCCAAGAAAAAACGCCUGACUUUGACACUGCAUUAGAUCUCAGCGGAGACACCAGCAGCAGCAAUGCAGCACAACCCAAUGGCCUGCUAGAACUGAACCAGCCAACGGCGGAGCGCUGCAACCUCAUGCUGAUGUCCCCGAUAGAGGAAUCUGCUGAGCUAGCUAGCAGCAUCCUGUCCUUAGUCUCCCCAUUGGCUUCAGAGCCCUCGGAAGGAGCUCCAGACACUGCAAGUGUGGCAUCAUCGUCUGCAGUACCUGCAGCAGAGAUUCCAGCCACUGAAUCAGGCACAAGCACCAGCUCAACACCAGACAUGGAGAAGGAGGGGAAGAAAAACAAGCAGCACCUGUACUGUCCCACUUGCAAAGUGACAGUCAACUCUGCCUCUCAGCUGGAGGCUCAUAAUUCUGGAGCAAAGCACAAGUCAAUGCUGGGAGGCAAGGCCAUUUUGCCCAGGCGAGGCUGGGGAAAGGUCCUCUCUCGAGUGGGGCACAAGCCCAAACGUAUUGGCAGCAAAGGCAGCCUUAGCAUCCAAAACAAAGCCUUCCAAUGUCAGGUGUGCGAGAUCUUUGUCAACUCAGAAACCCAGCUAAAUCAGCACAUGAGCAGCAGGCGGCACAAGGACAGACUUGCAGGGAAGCCACCAAAACCCAAAUACAGCCCAUACAGCAAACUGCAGAAGAAUACGGCCCUGGCAGUGAGUAUUCUGAAGUCCAAACUGGCUCUCCAGAAGCACCUUACGAAGACUUUGGCUGCACGGUUCCUACCAAGCCCCCUCAACCCAGCCACCAUGUGUGCUCUGCCCAGCCCGCUAACACUCCGACCAGCUGCUGCUACCCUCUUCCAAGCUCCUAUCUUUGGACCAGCGCUUUUCCGAACCACCCCAGGUCCUGUGCGGGCAGCGACAGGCCCCAUCGUCUUUGCUCCCUACUAGAGAACCUCAGUACUAUUUCUCACUCAGUUAACCAAUGAAGUUCAAGAAAUGGCAGUACAAGGAAAAAUAGGGGGAAAUAGGUGACUUAACAGGGCUGUCUUCUGAGCAAAGGUGAAUCAGAAUCUUUCUACUAUUGU